AUGGAAGAGAAAAAGAAUUUCUCUGGAACUUCACUUCUUGUGCCAUCAGUUCAAGAGUUGGCCAAGAACACUACUUCAGAAAUUCCACAAAGAUAUAUUCAAUCUCAACUUGAAGAAUUGGUCAUCAAUGAAACUGAUAAUGUCCUUGAAAUUCCAGUUAUCGAUAUGAACAAAUUGCUUUCUUUAGAAUUUGGGAGUGAAGAAUUGGCUAACCUUCACCUUGCUUGCAAAGAUUGGGGAUUCUUCCAAUUGGUAAAUCAUGGUGUUAGUUCUUCUUUAAUGGAGAAAAUAAAGUUGGAGAUUCAAGAUUUUUUCAACCUUCCAUUGUCUGAAAAGAAAAAGUUUUGGCAAACUGAACAACAUAUGGAGGGAUUUGGACAAGCAUUUGUUUUGAGUGAUGAACAAAAGCUUGAUUGGGCUGAUAUGUUUUAUAUGACAACACUUCCUAAGCAUUCUAGAAUGCCUCACUUAUUUCCACAACUUCCUCUUCCUAUCAGAGAUACUUUUGAACAUUACUCCAUUGAAAUGCAAAAAUUAUCCAUAAUUAUUGUUGAAUAUAUGGAAAAGGCUUUGAAAGUUGAUGAAAAAGAAAUGAGUAUAAUGUUUGAAGAUGGGAUACAAUUGAUGAGAAUAAACUAUUAUCCUCCGUGUCCUCAAUCAGAAAAGGUCAUAGGUAUAGCACCACAUUCAGAUGGGUCAGGACUCACAAUUCUCUUACAACUCAAUGAGGUAGAAGGGCUUCAAGUAAAAAAAUAUGGUAAGUGGAUCCCAGUUAAGCCCUUGCCAAAUGCCUUCAUUAUCAAUAUUGGGGACAUUCUUGAGAUUAUAACUAAUGGGAUAUACCAAAGUAUUGAACAUCGAGCAACGGUAAACACUGCAAAAGAAAGGCUGUCAAUUGCAACAUUCUGUACAACAAAAUACAAUGGAGAGAUAGGUCCUGCAACAAGCUUCGUCACCGAAGAAACACCAGCACGCUUCAAAAGAAUUGGAUUAGAAGAACACUUAAAGAAUAUGUUUGCCAGUAAACUUGAUGGCAAGUCUUGCCUAGAUGCCAUGAGGAUAUAG
Messenger RNA from Vicia faba (fava bean), 1065 nucleotides. NCBI's taxonomy places the organism in Eukaryota, Viridiplantae, Streptophyta, Magnoliopsida, Fabales, Fabaceae. The record is from the annotation of a GenBank genome assembly.